Anopheles moucheti is the source of this 807-nucleotide messenger RNA. RefSeq names its product zinc finger protein 155-like. Gene Ontology annotation, molecular function: RNA polymerase II transcription regulatory region sequence-specific DNA binding; DNA-binding transcription factor activity, RNA polymerase II-specific. Gene Ontology annotation, cellular component: nucleus. NCBI's taxonomy places the organism in Eukaryota, Metazoa, Arthropoda, Insecta, Diptera, Culicidae. The record is from RefSeq and is a predicted model, not a curated record. Gene Ontology annotation, biological process: regulation of transcription by RNA polymerase II.
AUGGUGAAAGAAACUAACAUGUUGAAUUUGCAUUCAUGCUGUCCGGUGCCAGUUUCUAGCCGAAGAAGCAACAAAAAUCAUCGUUACAAGUGCCAAUUGUGUACACAGACGUUCAGGAGACGCGAUGGUUACGAUCGACAUCAGUUUUUGCGCACCGGGGUGUACACGUAUCCUUGCCAGGAGCCAAACUGUAGCAAAGCAUUCACUAACCGAUCGCACUUGGUACGACAUGUGCGGGUGAAUCAUAUCGAAUUAAGCAGUACAUCCCGUCCGAAUGUGUGGAACUGUACGCAUCCAGAUUGCCCGAUGAAGUUUUCCAGAAAGGAUACAAUGAAUCGUCAUUACCAAUCGAAACACAUACACGGGAAACCGCACGUGUGCGACGUGUGCAGUGAGAGCUUUUGGCGUAAACUGCAACUGAAGCAGCACAUGAUGCGCCAUACUGAUCAAUAUCCCCAUCGGUGUGAACAGUGCGGACAAGGUUUUGUGAAUCUGAAGUCGAUGCGAAGCCACCGGUGCAAGCGCAAUGCCUAUGUGUGUUCCAAUUGUUCGAAGGAAUUUGUCCGCUGGUUAGAAUUGAUCACUCAUCAGCAGCUCGAACAUCCAGUACAGUUUCGAUGUGAGGAGUGUGGUAAAUGGUUUCGCACGAAGCGUAACCUGAAGUUACAUGCCCAGGCUCAUCUGGCGAAAGAUGUGAAGGAGGUGUACGAGUGUCCUUACGACGACUGCAUGCGAUUCUACACAUACAAGAACAAUCUGAAUGCACACGUGCGCUUGAAGCAUCCAAGAACUAGCAAGGAGAAGUAA